Enterospora canceri is the source of this 516-nucleotide messenger RNA. Lineage: Eukaryota; Fungi; Microsporidia; Enterocytozoonidae. The record is from the annotation of a GenBank genome assembly.
AUGCAGAAUAAACAAAAUAGAAUAGAACAGAAGAAGACUGUAUUACGAAGAAUAGAAGCAGAGUUAUUAGAUAUUCUAAAGUCAACAGGUCAUUUAGCAAGGCAGAAACUGAAGUUUCUAUCGAUUGUUUAUAAAAAUGUAUUAGAAGGAAGAACAGUCACAAAAAGAUCCAUAUAUUACAGCUCAGUCAAUACGUUUGGAAAACAGGCCAUUGUAGAUAACCUGAUCAAAUAUUACAGCAGAAAACUAGAAUCAGAUGUCACCUGGCUCAACAUUGUCCCUGGUUGUAAGGGUCUCUUCUGUGGGACCAUAAGCCUGAUUUCAGACAGUAAUGAAAUGUGGUAUAGUAAUACCAAUUUCAUCCCCAGAAUCACAACAGAUACAACAGUAGCUGAAUUCAACUACAAAACAGUUCUAGUUGUUGAAAAAGAGAGCAUCUUCCAGCGAAUGGUCGAAAAGACGUCUUUCUUGUCUGUGGAAAGGGCUUUCCAGACAAGAACACUCUCCACUUUCUGA